Molecule: messenger RNA, 3222 nt
Organism: Glossina fuscipes
Lineage: Eukaryota; Metazoa; Arthropoda; Insecta; Diptera; Glossinidae
Gene: nito
Product: RNA-binding protein spenito
Exons: 4
Coding region: 316-2730 (804 amino acids)
Biological process (GO): regulation of alternative mRNA splicing, via spliceosome
Cellular component (GO): nucleus
Molecular function (GO): mRNA binding
Source: RefSeq, a predicted model, not a curated record
ACUUUCAAAUUGUACCAAAAGUGCAUAAAAGAUAUAAAAAUUAAAAGGUGCAUGUUGUUUAUGAAGGCGACGCCAUUUUGAAAAACUUUUAGAUGUUCCAAAGAGUUAAAUAAAUUUCAAUGUGGCAUGAAAAAUCGACGAAAAGGUUAUAGAAUUCAAAAAUAAUUUUUUUUGGUAGUUUUUCGUUUUACAAUGUGUUGUACGCAUACAAACAUCAACUAAUGAGAAUUUCAGAGUGAAUUUUUACCAAAUAAGAAGUGCUCGUGAAGUUGUGUGAAGUAAAUUAAAUUCUCCUGACCAGGCAGGCAGCUGCUCAUGAGUGAUAUUCGUGACGCCGCUGAACUCGAUCGUAUCACCAUUAAAAUACAUAAUAUGAAACGUAGCGCUUCUCGCGAUUCUCCAUCUAGAAAUCUGAAUCGUUCGUCCCGUAGCCAUCGUAGUUCAUCAGUUGUUUUAGGUCUUAUGGGUCGCGGCGGUUAUGACAAUGGUAGUGGUGUGCCCGGUGACUCACCUGAACGUAUGUCGCCAGAUCGUUUAAGACGACGUAUCGGUCGAUCCCCCAGUCCACGCGGACGCUAUGGCGGUAUGUCACCUCAUCGCGAUGAAUAUUUGCGUGGGCCUCCACCUCCGAUGUCUGACAGGCCAUCGUAUAAAGUUUUAUGUGUGAGUGCUUUGCAUCCUAAAGCUUCCGAUGAGUUCAUUAAAGAGACAUUAUAUCGUGAAUAUAAAAAAUUUGGAGAUUUUAGUAUUCGCAUAUCGCAUGAUUUAGAAGAGCGUGUUGCGUAUGUAUGCUUUCGAACUGCCGAAGAUGCUCGUGAAGCUAAGCAUCAUAAACCGCGUAUUGUUUUAUAUGAUAAAAUUGCUUUAGUUGAACCUGUUUACGAAUCAUCUGCGCGCAAUGAAUAUAGGCCGAAAGGACGGUCGAUAACGCCUCCAGAUUAUGAUCGCUAUCACUACUCGCGUUCAGCCGGCUUACCACCAGGCCCUUUAGACCAUCGUCGUCCACCGCUUGAUCCAUACGAUCGUUAUGGUCCACCGCCUUUACAUCCUCGGGAAUAUCGCGGUCCCAUUCAUCAUGAGUAUCCUUUGCCGCCACGCGGCCCUCCAAUGCAUCGCGGUCCGCCACAUAUGCAUGGGCCACCUCCACAUUCUUAUGGCCCCCCACGACAUAUGGGUCCUCGUCCUCAUAUCCCCUAUGAAAAGCCCGAAAGUAAAAAAGAUAAAUUUCCUAACUAUUUACACCAUGUUCAACCUGAAGAUGACCCUUUGGCCACACGUACUUUAUUUGCUGGAAAUCUGGAAGUGACCAUUUCCGAUGAUGAAUUAAGGCGUAUUUUUGGUAAAUAUGGUAUUGUCGAUGACAUUGAUAUUAAGAGGCCACCACCGGGUACCGGUAAUGCUUUCGCAUUUGUACGCUAUCAGAAUUUAGACAUGGCUCAUCGAGCUAAAAUAGAACUUUCCGGCCAAUAUAUUGGUAAGUUUCAGUGCAAAAUUGGCUACGGUAAAGUAACACCGGCUACGCGUAUUUGGAUUGGUGGUUUGGGUGUUUGGACUUCAGUCACUCAAUUGGAACGUGAGUUUGAUCGCUUUGGAGCUAUAAAGAAGAUAGAAUAUCAGAAGGGAGAUACAUGCGCAUAUAUACAGUAUGAGACAGUGGAAGCGGCAACAGCUGCUGUCAAGGAGAUGCGAGGUUUCCCACUUGGAGGACCUGAAAGGCGUUUACGUACAGAUUUUGCAGAGCUGCCAGGCACCACACCCGCCGUGGCGUCUUUCAAGCCGAAACCGCCUUAUGAGGACGCUGGGGCUGCUGAAUACCGACGCCCCGAAUAUGACUACCAUUAUGAAGAGACACCACAUUAUGCUCCUCGCGGUGGUUACUCACCGUACCCACCACGUGGCGGUUACCGUGGUCGCGGCGGCUAUAGGGGACGUGGCCGUGGUGCCUAUCAUUAUCACAACGAUGUUCAUCGGCCAGUUCAUCCAGCAAUGGCCGCUGUUGGAGCUCCACCAGUCAUUCCUCCCCCUGCAGGUGCUGAGGACGAGUGGCGUCAUCCUCCUGGUGAGCCGGUCUUUGAACGCGGACGUUCUGGUUCUCAUGAGCUAAGGCAGGAACGUUCUCGUUCGCGUUCUCCACACAAAAGAGCACAUUCGCCAGAUUCCGAUUCUGAUUCUUCUACUAGGCGUAACAGCGGGGGUGGGGCGGCGAUGUCUGCAGCCCGUACGCUCCCAGAUAUAGCGCGAAAGUGUUCGGUGCUUUGGCAGGGGGCCUUGAUUUUAAAGAGUUCUUUAUUCCCUGCUAAAUUCCACCUAACUGAUGGUGACGCCGACAUCGUUGAAUCGUUAAUGCGCGAUGAAGAUGGCAAACAUAAUUUGCGAAUUACUCAGCGUUUACGUCUGGAUCCUCCUAAAUUGGAGGACGUACAAAAACGUAUAAGCUCUUCAUCUUCGCAUGCAAUCUUUUUAGGUUUAGCUGGCUCAACUACAACAAUAUCGGAAGAUAGUGGUGUCCAGACUCGACCAUUACGUAAUUUAGUUUCUUAUCUUAAACAGAAGGAAGCAGCCGGUGUAAUAUCUUUGCUCAACAAAGAAACGGAGGCGACUGGUGUAUUAUACGCCUUUCCACCAUGUGAUUUCUCAACCGAAUUAUUAAAACGCACUUGCUCCAAUGUUACCGAGGAAGGACUUAAAGAAGAUCAUUUGGUGGUGGUCGUAGUAAGAGGAAACGUUUAAACUGAAAAUGUAAAAGCAAUUUUGGAUGUUUAUUAUAGGCAAGAUAUAUUAGUCAUCCGAUAUAAUUAGAAAUUAAAUACCAGUUAGAUCCAUGUUUAUUGCGGCAAUAUUUUGCUUUUUACAGCCGAAAUCCACAGCUAUAACAACUAAGGUUUACAUUCGCCGUUGGAAGGGCAACUAGUGUAGUUUUUAGUUAUAUGUGCAAAAACUAUGUCUAAUCAUCAUUAUUCCUAAGUUGUAAUUGACAACAUAUUUGAAAAGUGUGUGAAAAUCUAAGGUUUCUCUAAUUUUUUUGUGCUUUGGUGUAACAAACUAAAGUGUAAUACUAUCCCUUAAUUUUAAACAUUUCGCUUACACAAUUUUAAUGUGAAAAAAUACCAUAAGUUCUUGUGGUUAUAGUUGAUGUUCAUAUUAUAUUAAUUAAUAGAUUGAAAACAGCAAUGUGGUGGAGUGUAGUGCAGUUUAAAUAAAAAUGAUGAGAAAAAAGGAGAA